Molecule: messenger RNA, 1439 nt
Organism: Gambusia affinis (western mosquitofish)
Lineage: Eukaryota; Metazoa; Chordata; Actinopteri; Cyprinodontiformes; Poeciliidae
Gene: pvalb6
Product: parvalbumin 6
Exons: 5
Coding region: 246-575 (109 amino acids)
Cellular component (GO): nucleus; cytoplasm
Molecular function (GO): calcium ion binding
Source: RefSeq, a predicted model, not a curated record
CUUCAUCUCACCUCCAGCAAGCCGGAGCACCCCCCUCCCUCUCUUGGAUCGUUCUAGUCCACUUUCUCUCUUUCUCUCUCUCUCUCUGCAUCCUCUUGUCUCUCCUCCUCACCCUUUCCAUCUCUUCCUCCCUUGUCCUUCACUCCUCUCCAGCUGCCAGAAGCUCACAGGCUCGGCGCCCCUGACAAUCCAACCGCUGACGAUUCAGAAGCACCCCGGACAAAGACCUCGCCACAGCAGCCAAGAUGGCAAUGAGCAGCAUCCUCAACGCCGAUGACAUCAAGAAAGCUCUCGACGCAUUUGCAGUUGCGGACUCUUUCGACCACAAGAAGUUCUUCGAGGUCAUUGGUCUGAAGUCCAAAUCCCCCGACGAUGUGAAGAAGGUCUUCACGGUGCUGGACGCCGACAACAGCGGCUUUAUAGAGGAAGAGGAGCUCAAAUUCGUCCUGAAGGGUUUCGCCAAGGACGGCAGAGACCUGACAGACAAAGAAACCAAAGCGUUUUUAAAAGCUGCUGACAAGGACGGAGACGGCAAGAUUGGAAUUGAUGAAUUUGCUGCCCUGGUGAAGGAAUGAACAGCCGCCCAUCGCCGUGACGGCUCGCCUCCCAGGCCUCACCGCCCCGACUCCAUGCUCGCCCCCUUCCCCGACCGACCGACCCAGAACCCGCUUCAAUUGCUCCUUCCCUUCAACCUCAGCCUCACUGCUGUCUCCACAAAGUGAAACACUGCAGUGAAGUCGGCUGUGCUACGCAGCCCGCCACCUGCUCCCCCUCUCGUCCCGCACCGCAGUUUAAUAAUUUAUCCCGUUUUUUAUACAAACUCUUCACGUUUCUGUUCAUGUAUAGAUAUGAAACACUCUUGCAACUAAAGUUUGUACUUUGAAGCAUAUGUAGAUAUUUACAGAGAGCAUUUCCUUCAACCUCCUGACAUCACCGUCUGUCUAAUCUGCUUGUUCUUCUGUUUUCUUCUCUCCGUUGACGUCACCGAACCCCCGCCCUCUCUUACACCGUCAACCCAUCCAUCCAUCCAUCCAUCUGCUUUCCAUCUAUCACUUUAUCCCCCCGAUAAUGAGCUGUUGUAAAAGAAAAAACUAAACAAAAAAAACACAAUGAUGGCAGAAGUCAACCUGUGAAAGAAAAUAAAAGAGUAAAAUACAAAAAGUCUGGGCAACAUCUUCUGAUAUGCUGGGUUUAUUUCUUUUACUCUCAAUCUACAGUUCAAGAUUUUGCACUCACUCAAUCAACAUUGGAAAUAAUGUCGCACAGAACCUUAAAAAUUAUUAAAAUCAACCUUUGGGCAAACAAGAUGGUCUCCAACUCACACGAGCUCAAAAAUGUCCAUACUGUCUUUUGUUUGAACAACCUGAAUCAGCCAUGCAGCUGCUGAUUUUACAUUAAGUUCAAAGAUUUGGAAGCAACUGGAAAACAAAAUAAAAUAA